AUGGUUGUAUUUUAUGUACGCACAAUCAGCUACAUUUCAUCAAGCUGUAUUAAAGAUCGAGGGCCAAACGUGUCUGCAAUAGAUGCCGCAAAUGAAAUUAAUCAACUUCAAAAUAAUUUAGAUCAAAAACAAAAUUCAUGCUAUCUUCCCCACGCCACCCGUAAUAUAAUGGUAAAAUUACAAGAAACUGGUGAUAUAAAUGAAGAAAACGUAAAAACUGCAGCGUCUAAUUUUUAUAAAACAAGCAAAGAAUAUUUGGAGCAGUGGAGUCAGUUCAACGAAGAAGUAAAAAAAUUUGAAUUUGCAAAUCUGAGAAAGGUUCCCUCGUGGGAAGAUGUACAAAAAGUGAUGGACUUACUUAUUGAACAGAAAUUUAUUAGUAGCAGUCAAGACACAGGAGUGUUUGACGAGUUUUCACUAAUUUCUAAGUAUAUAACAGCUCAAAAAAUAUACGACUGGAACACCGGGAAUAUACCUACUGAAAAUCGUUGGGUGGAAGUAUUUACGCACUUUAAUGCUAAUGAUCUCUCACACGUGAAUUUUUCUAUAAUUAUUGAAUACAUUUUGUGUCUGCCAGGCAGUAACGCUCCAGUUGAAAGAGUGUUCUCUCUUAUGAAUAAAAUAUGGAGCAGCGAAAAAAGUCAGUUGGGAGUCGGUGUAUUAAAAGCCAUUCUUAUCACAAAGGGUAAUAUCAACAAAUCAUGUCAAGAGUUCCAUUCUUACAUAAAAACCAAACAGGCUAUUUUGAAGCAGAUUUGUGGAUCCGACAAAUAUAAAUCAGCCAAAUAA
Messenger RNA from Macrosiphum euphorbiae (potato aphid), 789 nucleotides. NCBI's taxonomy places the organism in Eukaryota, Metazoa, Arthropoda, Insecta, Hemiptera, Aphididae. The record is from the annotation of a GenBank genome assembly.